Molecule: messenger RNA, 1407 nt
Organism: Glycine soja
Lineage: Eukaryota; Viridiplantae; Streptophyta; Magnoliopsida; Fabales; Fabaceae
Exons: 2
Coding region: 1-1407 (468 amino acids)
Biological process (GO): proteolysis
Molecular function (GO): aspartic-type endopeptidase activity
Source: RefSeq, a predicted model, not a curated record
AUGGCUGCUAGUGACCACACAAUUCUGCGUGAUAGAGCAUACAUUCCUACCAAAAGAAGGCUGCUAGAGCUUUCAUCACAAGAUGAAUUGUUGGCACAAAACAAGCUUCUGUCCAAGCAACUGGAAGCAUUGACUGAAACAUUAAGUAAGCUACCAACUCAAUUACAUUCUGGACAACCUUCACCCUCUUCUGUUUUGCAGGUUGCAGGUUGUCUCAUAUGUGGUGGAGCACAUGAGUCUGGCUAUUAUAUUUCCCAAGAAGAAGCAACACGUGAAGUGAACUAUAUGGGGAACCAGCCAAGACCAAAUUUCAAUGCAGGUGGGCAUUCUGGAUUUCAAUAUGGCCAGCAAUAUCAUUCACAGCAGGGACAGUGGAGAAAUCACCCUCGAAAUCAAUUUAAUAAAGACCAGGGUGGUCCAUCUAACAGGCCACAACAACAAGGGCCUAGUCUUUAUGAUCGAACAACGAAGCUGGAAGAGACUUUUACUCAGUUCAUGCAAGUUUCAAAGUCAAAUCAAAAGGGCACAGAGUCAGCCAUUAAGAAUCUGGAAGUCCAAGUGGGACAGUUGGCAAAACAAUUGGCAGACCGUCCGUCUAGCAGCUUUGGAGCUAAUACUGAGAAAAAUCCAAAUGGGGAAUGUAAAGUUGUCAUGACUAGAAGCAGAUUGGUGGCCAUGAAAGAAGGUGAGAAUGGAAUAGGUGCAGAAAAACAACAGCUGGUGUCUAGCCCAGCACUUGAUCCUGUGGUAGAGUCUUUGAGUGGGUCUGAUGAAGAGUUGGAGGCAGAAGAUGAGAAAAAGAAGGAGACAACAAUAAAUUUGAAUAUGCUAACUAAGAAGAACAAGUACAUCCACAAUGACACCAUAGUUGUGGAAGGAAACUGCAGUGCUAUUAUUCAAUGUAUCCUUCCACUGAAGCAUAAGGAUCCAGGCAGUGUCACUAUACCUUGUUCUAUAGGAGAAGUUUCAGUAGGCAAGGCUCUUAUUGAUUUAGGAGCCAGUAUUAAUUUGAUGUCGCUCUCUAUGUGCUGGAGACUUGGAGAGUUGGAGAUAAUGCCUACUCGGAUGACCUUACAGUUAGCUGAUCGCUCUGUCACCAGACCCUAUGGAGUGAUUGAAGACGUGCUGGUCCGGGUCAAGCAUCUCAUCUUUCCUACUGAUUUUGUUGUAAUGGACAUUGAGGAAGAUGCGGAUAUUCCUGUCAUUUUGGGACGUCCAUUUAUGUCCACUGCAAGUUGUGUGGUGGACAUGGGGAAGAAAAAGUUGGAAAUAAGUCUUGAAAACCAACAAAUCAGCUUUGAUCUAUUUAAUGAAGGAAGAGAAUUGUUGGACCAGGAUGCAUGCUUACAGGUGAAGGAGUUGGAUAAGAAGGUUCUGAAGGAGAGAACCAAGAUUGAUCCAGGAUAA